Molecule: messenger RNA, 1929 nt
Organism: Dictyostelium discoideum AX4
Lineage: Eukaryota; Evosea; Eumycetozoa; Dictyosteliales; Dictyosteliaceae
Exons: 1
Coding region: 1-1929 (642 amino acids)
Source: RefSeq, a predicted model, not a curated record
AUGGAAGUUAUAAAAAAUGAUUUAGAAUAUAAAGUAAAAAUAAAUAAUAAAGAUAUUGUACCAUUAUAUAUGUUAGAAAUUGAUAUAGAUAAUUUAACAGCAAAAGAAAUAGAAUUUAAAAGACCAAUUUCAUAUCAUGAAUUUAGUUAUGACACAAAAUCAAAUCAAUAUAAAUCGAUUAAAAAUAAAAAGAAAGAAAAAGAAGAAAAAGAAAAAGAAGAACAUGAUGAAAAAGCAAUAAUAAUAAUAAAAAAUCAAUAUUUAUAUAGUUCAAAUUUAAAAUAUAAAUAUGAAACUGGUUGGGAGAUGUGCUAUAUUGGUAGAGAUAAUCAUAGUAGAGGAAUUGCAAUUUGGUCAUGGGAAUUCGACCCAAGAUUAGAAAUAACCAAUCUAUUUAUAAAUAUGUUAUUCAUGACAUUCGAUCCAAAUUCUAUCAUUAAUUGGUAUAUCAGUACAAAAUCAAAUGAAGCAAUAUUAAAAGAAUCAUUUAAAAGAAUGGAUUCACAUGAAGUUUAUUCAAUAAUUACCGAUCAACUUAAUUUUACAUUAUUACCAUUAAAUUUACCAACUACACCAAUUCAUUUCGAUAAAAAAUUAGAUUUAACUGAUUAUUUAAAAUUAAAUAAUAAAAAUAAUAAUAACAAUAAUGUAACUAGAUUUUUCUUAGCAUGUGUAAUGGAAAAUAAUAAAAAUGAUAGAACUCAACUAUUUAGAUGUAAAUCAUCAAAUUAUUUCAAAAAGUUUGGUACUUCAAAUACAAAUCCAAAUCAACAUCCAGAUCCAAUUUAUGAUUAUCCAUUCACUAUUCAUUUUAAUUUAUCACAAAAAUCUACAAUUACAAAUCAAUUAAUUGGUGAUGAAGAAGAGGAAGGAGAAGAAGAAGAAGAAGAAGAACAAGAUAAUAUUUAUAAUAAUAAUAAUAAUAAUAAUAAUAAUCACUCUGAAGAUUGUAGACAAAAUAAUAAUAAUAAAUUUAAUCAAUUAAAUAAUUUUUAUUAUUUUAAUGAAGAAGAUGAAUCAAUUGAAUUAAUUAGAAAAAUUAAAUUAUCAAAAAUUCAUAAAUGGGAUAAUGAAAGAGUUUUACAAUGGUUAUUCGAUAUUCAAGUUUAUUCAUUAAUUAGAUUAUUUAAAGAGUUAAGAAUUGAUGGUAUUAAAUUAUUAACAUUUCAAAUUGAAUUAUUACCAAUAUCAUUCACUGAAAAUAAUAUUGAAAAAUUAAAAUUCAUUAAAGAAUUAAGUAAAUUACUAUUAAUAUCUGGUCAAAGAAAUGAAAUUUUAUUAAAAUCAAUUGAAGAAGAAGAAGAACAACAACAACAACAGCAAAGAUUCACUAAAUUUCAACAUCAAUAUAAUCAAAGUAAAUCAACAAUUUUAUCAUUAAAAUCAAAUUUAAUACAAAAUAAAAAAUUAAUUAGAAAAAUUAAAAUUAGAAAUAAAAAUAAAGAUAAUAAUAAUAAAGAAGAAGAAAUUAAAUUAUUAAAUGAUGAAAAUACGAGUAAUUGUCAAUUAAUUAUUCAAGGUAGAAUUUUUAAAGCACAUAAAGAAAUAUUAAUUAAAUCUAGUGAAUAUUUUAAAACGAUUUUAACAUGUGAAUCUUUUGAAGAAUCUACUAAUGGAGUUAUUAACUUUGAAUGUGACAUUGAUUUAACCUCUGAAUCGCUUCGAAUUAUAUUAGAAUUAAUCUAUAUGCAAACCAAUGACAUUCAAUUAGAAUUUUUAAAAAAUUUAGGUUUGAACCAACUAAAAUCCACUUUAAUUCUUUCCGACCGAUUCUUAUUAGUUGAUUCGGUUUGUAAACUUUCGCAAUUAAUAGAAAAUUUUAUAAUUUGGAAAAUUAACUCUGAAAAUAUUAAACUAAUUAAUAAUUUAUUUGAUUUCAACCAAAAAAUCUUUUUUUUUACAAAUUUUAUUUUGCAAUAUAAUAAAUAA